Procambarus clarkii (red swamp crayfish) is the source of this 658-nucleotide messenger RNA. RefSeq names its product pro-resilin-like. Gene Ontology annotation, cellular component: extracellular matrix. The record is from RefSeq and is a predicted model, not a curated record. Lineage: Eukaryota; Metazoa; Arthropoda; Malacostraca; Decapoda; Cambaridae.
CCUCCGCCGCUCUACCAACACAACACCUCCUCCUCCUCAACAUGUUUAAGCAGGUGGCCGCGAUCUUGCUGACAGUGGGUGUGGUUUUGGCCUUUCCAACAGAUCCCUACGGACAGCCUGUCUACAAGUCGGAACCCAUCCCAUACAACUACGCCUACGGUGUCAAGGACGACUACGCUGGCACUGACUUCGGCCACAACGAGAACUCCGACGGGUCCACGGCGAAGGGCUCAUACAAUGUUGCUCUCCCUGACGGCCGCAUACAAACAGUGAGCUACGUGGCUGACCACUACAACGGGUACCAGGCCCAGGUGAGCUACAAGGGCGAGGCCCAGUACCCACACCAGUACGGUCCAGCUGUCACCUUCAAGCCCCAGUACCAGCCCUCAUAUCAGCCUUCAUACCAGCCUCAACCCUCAUACCAAUAAAUGACGAUGUAACACUACUUCUAUGCUUUCCCCACCUAGUUCUGCAAUUUUGUUCUAUAAACUAUACUAAAAAAAUUUGAACUGAAAUUUACAAUGACAAUGUUUUAUAAUAAGACUGAGCUAUGAGAACAGAACUGAGGGAACUGGAUCUCAGCUCACACGAAGAAAUAUGGAGCAGGACAGACAUGAUAGCCAAGAACAGCAAAACGAAGACAGAUAAAACCUAAACA